CCUAUCUCCAUCUCUACCCCAUCCACAACACCCAACGGUAUACACAUUCAUACAACCAUGUCCGUCACAACAAAAGCCACCAUCGCCUCCUUCGGCGGCAAGCUCCUGAAGCUCACCCACGCCGCCACUUCCACCAAAUGUGAAAUGGGCUUCAACCUCUACCUACCUCCUCAAGCCUACCAGAACCCGUCCGCCAAGGUCCCCGUCCUGAUCUACCUCUCGGGUUUGACCUGCACCGCCGAGAACUGCUCCGAGAAGGGCUUCUUCCAGCACGGUGCCAGUAAGAAGGGUAUUGCUGUGUUGUACCCUGAUACGAGUCCUCGCGGCCUCAACAUCCCCGGCGAAGCCGACAGCUACGACUUUGGCACUGGCGCCGGCUUCUACGUCGACGCGACCAAGCCACCCUACGACAACGGAUAUAACAUGUACACGUACAUCACGGAGGAAUUGCCCGCGACGGUGUUUGCCGCCUUUCCGCAGUUGGAUAGUGAGCGGGUGAGUAUCACGGGUCAUAGUAUGGGUGGACAUGGUGCUUUGACUUUGUUCCUCCGCAACCCCGGCAAAUACAAGUCCGUGUCUGCGUUCGCGCCCAUCACCAACCCGAUUAACUGCCCGUGGGGACAAAAGGCCUUUUCGGGAUACUUUGGGGAAGAUCAGCAGGAGAAGUGGAAGGAGCAUGAUGCAACGGAAUUGUUGAAGAAGUGGAAGGGUGGCAGAUUGGAUGUUUUGAUUGAUGUUGGCACCGGAGACAACUUCUACAAGCAGGGCCAACUUCUUCCCGAGAACUUUGAAAAAGCUGCCAAGGAGGCUGGUGUGGAGGGCGUGACGAUUCGGUACCAGCCUGAUUACGAUCACAGUUAUUAUACUAUGGCGACGUUCUCGGAUGAUCAUGUGGAACAUGCGGCGAAGUUUUUGUUUGCUUAGUGGGUUUUUUUCUCUCUUCUCUCUUUUCCCAUUUCGAUUUGUGACUAGACUGGAGUGUCUAUUAUUUGUAAAAAAGAGAUAUUUAUGCAAAAAUUCAUGUGACUGUUCUGAUAGUGUGAAGCGAUCGUCAGGCUAGAGCGUCGUUAUAGAUUUAGU
Messenger RNA from Aspergillus costaricaensis CBS 115574, 1080 nucleotides. Its product is annotated as S-formylglutathione hydrolase. NCBI's taxonomy places the organism in Eukaryota, Fungi, Ascomycota, Eurotiomycetes, Eurotiales, Aspergillaceae. The record is from RefSeq and is a predicted model, not a curated record. Gene Ontology annotation, molecular function: S-formylglutathione hydrolase activity. Gene Ontology annotation, biological process: formaldehyde catabolic process. The coding region runs from base 58 to 924 and encodes 288 amino acids. Gene Ontology annotation, cellular component: cytosol. The transcript has 4 exons.